CACACAGAGAUCCAGACGGGGGCAUUUCCUGUGGAAUGAGGACUGGGGCAUCAGCAGUACUCUGAGCCAGUGUCACCUCAUGACUGGGAGAAGGGAGAGACAAAGCUGGACAGAGAGAGUGAGAGAAGGAGGGAAAGAAAGAGAAGGAGAGAGAGAGAGAGAGAGAGAGAGGAUCAAUCACAAUCAGUUGAAACAGUGAUGGCAAUGGAGGGACAAACAGUUGACCUCAUUGUUCCAGAAAGAUCAGCCUUUUGGCAGAGUGACUAUGCAAGGAGAUUGCAAAGGGGAGGGGGAUGCAGACAACAUGAACAAAGACACAGUCUGGGUGGGAUGGGAGUGAAAGGCCUAUAAAUAUGGUGCAGAAGAGCACAGUGGUACCCAUCUGACCCAAGCCAAACAUCCCUCUGCACCAUUGUUUUUACAUUUUCUCUGGAAUCUCAACAUGGAUAUCCCCAUCCAGAAUCCCUGGUACCGUCGGGCCUUCCCACAUCGACUCUCUGACCUCUCCUUGGCAGAACCGCUCACUGAUUGGCCACUUAUAUGGCCCUUGUCCUGGUCCUUCCCCUGGAUGCGUCCUUCAUUCAUGCGCUGGUUCAACUUGUUUGAAAAUGGUCACAGUGAGAUGCGCAUUGAAAAGGAUCGCUACGUCAUUUAUUUGGAUGUGAAGCAUUUCUCACCUGAUGAGCUGUCAGUCAGUGUCGGUGAUGAUUUCAUCACAAUACACGCCAAGCAUGACGACAGACAGGAUGACCAUGGCAUUGUGUCAAGAGAGUUUCUAAGGAAGUACAGGCUUCCUGCUGGUGUGACAGGUGCUGAUGUCACCUCCAGUCUGUCAGUUGAUGGUGUGCUUACAAUCACUGCACCUCGGUCAUCUUCUGGCAUGGAGCGCAGUAUUCCUAUUUCCUGUGAAGAUGGAACACAGAAACAGAAAAUGUAGAGAGAGUCUGCAGAGUCUGAUGCCCACUACACUGUUUCAUUGUUUCACUGCUAACACCAAGUGCUGCCUCUUUUAAUAUUUAACCUGUUAUAGUUUUGUUGGCAGUUCAGUACACAUAUACAGUAGGUGGGACGUAUAGGUCUAGAUGUCUACAAGUGCAAGUGCCUGCUAAUAAACCAUUAUCUAAUUCCUAACUUAUUGUAUUUUGAUGUUCCUUCAAGACAAUGGUGCUUUUAAACCAAAGGCUAACAUGUUGCACACAUGUACCAAAGUUGAUUUGUCAUUCCUUAGGGUUAAUUUCCCUUACCAUUAAAGCCUACAAAAUCAUUCUCGCAUUUAGAGAGGCAUUUCAUUUUCUUUCUCAGUAGGCAUCUGGCAUUUAUUAUAUGUCUGUACUGUCCUGGCCAAGCAGCUUAGUGACAAAACUGUAAGCAUUUGGUAAUUGAAGCCAGACUAGAUUGCCUCAUCUUAAGGGAGUCGAAAUGUAAACACUUCUUGUCAACAAAAGAUGACAGCAGACUAAAAUUGUUUGACUUAAUUGUAUCUUCAGUAUACACUACUGUCUUCAAGACUUCUAUUCUUUGAGAAUAGCUUUUGAAUGUGUGAGGAACAGGGAGUUAUCUGGAGACAUAUACUGUCAUUUUUGGUUUGUCUACAAAAAAAAAAAAAAAAAAAAGCCAAAAAGUGACCAAAGAACAAGGGACCAGGUGUGUACUUGCCGAGAGGAAAAGAGAGGGUGAAUGAGUGGGAGGGAACAUAGUGUGUUGAGGGUGGAGUCAGACAGCUUUAAUCAGUGGGCUCCCUUUACAGCAGGGAGAACGGUCUCUGAGCUGCUAAGAAAAGUGCAUGUGUGUGUGUGUGUGAAUGUACCAGCAUGUGAGAUGAGUAGAUGCAGGAUUUACAGCUCUAUCAUUCUUUCAUAUUGGCAACAACCCUCUGACAUAUUAACACAGAAAUCAAAUAGAAUAAAUGA
Messenger RNA from Scatophagus argus, 1910 nucleotides. RefSeq names its product alpha-crystallin A chain-like. Lineage: Eukaryota; Metazoa; Chordata; Actinopteri; Scatophagidae. Gene Ontology annotation, biological process: protein refolding; response to heat. The coding region runs from base 443 to 937 and encodes 164 amino acids. The transcript is spliced from 3 exons. The record is from RefSeq and is a predicted model, not a curated record. Gene Ontology annotation, molecular function: protein folding chaperone.